Molecule: messenger RNA, 6092 nt
Organism: Dicentrarchus labrax (European seabass)
Lineage: Eukaryota; Metazoa; Chordata; Actinopteri; Moronidae
Gene: tmem102
Product: transmembrane protein 102
Exons: 6
Coding region: 389-1939 (516 amino acids)
Source: RefSeq, a predicted model, not a curated record
CCACCACCACCAGUGCUGCUGCUGCUGCUGUGUUGGACUUACACACGCAUGCAUCAAAGCAGUGGCUGUGCAGUGGUGAAACCGCCCUGCCCUGCUACUACUACUAAACCUCAGCACAGCCUCAUCUGCUCUGCGAGGACACGGGCACAUUUUUAAUCAUAAACCUGACCUCGCAAAUCCGUUUGUAGUUCCGUAAUGUGGGGCGUGCGUGCCACACAUACCACUAAUCCCUGGAUCCUCAGAGAAGGACCAUGAUAUCUGGGACGGUGGCGCCUGGGACCUGUUGGAAAUGACAGCUAAAGAAGGCGGACUGAAGCACAGGGAUCACAACAACAGUAAACGUAGAAGAUAGCGAAGAAACACUUCACUGUUUAAAGGGGUUGUAGCGAUGGAGUCCCUGAUGAGUGCGGUGGCCCCGCGCUCCCCAGCCCCCGCCAAGAAGCCGUCAGAGGUCGACUUCCGGUCGGGGGCCACCCUGGAUCAGCUGUCGUCCCAGGUGUCUGAGCUGGUACUGCUGGAACAGGGAGAGUUUGGAGACCAGACCGCCUUAGAGGUCCACACUGCCAAGGACUUUAUCUUCAACAUGCUCGGCCUAGUACAGAAGGUAGACCAGCGCCUCCCGGUGGCCAACGAGUACCUGCUGCUUUCAGGCGGGGCCCGGGAAGGCGUCUUGGACCUCAACCCCGAGGACCUGGGGGACUACGCCAAAGGGGCUGACUUUGACCUGGACUUCACCCUGCUGGUGCCCGCCCUCAAGCUCCAUGACCGCAACCAGCCCGUCACCCUGGAUAUGAGGCACUCCCCACCCUGCCACUCGUGGCUCAGCCUUCGCCUCUGCGACUCCAACAUCCUGUCCCGCUGGGGCGUCUGCUGCCAGGAGGAGAACGGACUUUCCCCCGAGGAAGACGAGGAGGAAGAGGGAGAAAUGGGGAAAGGCUCCAUCCCCUCCCUGGGCUCCCCUCAGUCUCUGGAUGGAUGCUACUUCUCUCCCUCCCUGGUGACAGACUGGUUCUGGGCGGUGGUGAGCGAGGCUGUGGAGGAGCUGAGGCGCAGUCCCCAGAGAGGCAUUCCCACCCCAGACCGACUAGAGAGGAACGGACCCCUCACCACUAUCAUCCUCCAGGCGGGCUCCAGCCGGGUGCUGUACGACCUGCUGCCUGUGGUGUCGUUUCGGGGCUGGCCUGCUGUGGCCCAAGGCUGGCUGACCGCCAACCACUUCUGGGACGGGAAAAUCACAGAGGAGGAGGCCAUAUCUGGCUUCUAUCUGCUGCCCUGCUGCUCCCCGCUGGGUGGUCGGCCCGACAGGGAGUGGAGGCUGGCAUUCUCACGCAGCGAGGUUCAGUUGAAGAAGUGCAUCCCCUACCCCAUGGCCCAGGCUUUCCAAGCAGCCAAAGCCGUGUUGUCUCGUAUCCUGGCCCGACCGCGUGCGGGUCUCAGCCUCUAUCACCUGCGCACUCUUCUGUUCUGGGCCUGUGACCGACUUCCUGCCGCCUACCUGUCCUGCCCUGACGUGGACACCCCUGGCCGCCUCCUCCUGGGUCUCCUCGAUGACCUGGCUCAUUGCAUCCUGGGCAAAAACUGCCCAAACUACUUCCUUCCCCAGUGCAACAUGUUGGAGCACCUGACAGAUAGCCAGGCGCUGCUCGUUGCCAGAAAACUCGCCCACGUGCGCUCGGAUCCCAGCGAGCACCUCCGGGCGGCUCUGGACCAAGCGCAGCAGGCGGGCCAGCUGAAGAAGGAGCUCACAGCUAGCGCCACCAACGGCCACGGCUCUCCCGGGCACCACCCGGCCAACGGCAUCAUCUCGCCUUCGGAGGACAAGCUGGCGCAGCGACUGCAGCAGCUGGUCACCGAGAACCCUGGGAAAUCCAUAUCCGUCUUCCUCAACCCAGACGACGUCACCAGGCCACACUUCCGCAUCGAUGAUAAAUUCUACUGAUGAAGAGGUGCUGCAGAGGAGACGUGUGGAGACGUGUGUGUCUAGCUCACAAACACAUGCUUAAAAUGCUCUGAGACGUCACAUCUGUACGGAGACUGAGAAUCAGGCAGGUGUUUUUUUUUUUUCUUCUGAACACUGCAGGCCUGGAAGCGAACACACUCCUCCUGUUCACCAUCCGGAGGCUGAACAAUGCAACAAAGCCUUGCUGCUCGACUGACUCUUUAAACCAAAAACACAUAAUGUCCUACUACUGACAAAUGGUGUCCAAUUUGGCGGACGUCGCACAACAGACCUGAUGUCACCCAGCUGUUGCCACGGAGAUGGCCCUCUCCUAACGAGCUGGCCUUAACAAGACUUCUCAGCUGGUGCUACAAAGACAAGGGCCGGCUUUAGUCAUGUGAAAUAAGUCCAGUGGAGAUCAACACAGAUCGUGUGUGUGUGUGUGUGUGUGUGUGUGUGUGUGUGUGUGUGUGUGUGUGUGUGUGUGUGUGUGUGUGUGUGUGUGUGUGUGUACGCCUAAGGGUUUUCACAUAUUACUUACACUUCUAAAGACAGAGGGAGAAACGCUUCUUGAUUGCUGCAUUUCUCCCUUUUUUAUUUUAGAUCAGAGUGGGCGAUGGCUGAAUCAGAAGGAAAAACAAGGUGUGGCUGAUGUAACUGAAUGUAAUGUUGUGAGGAGAACUGCCGAGCUUUUGAACAAAGAGUCUCUUUUCUCUGUCAACUACGUUUUUAGCCCUUGUUUAUUUCUUUUCUCCACGCCUAGAAUUACGGCAUGUUUUUCAUUUAAAAAAAAAAAAUCUUUCUCAGGUAUUCAUAAUACUUAUCCUUUUUUAUGUACAUGAUUCCCUUUCAAGGUCUUUAACUAUUUUUCAAUGCCGCUUACAUUUCAUUAAUACCGGUGAUGGAAUGUACCAAAGAACUGCGUUUGCGCAGUUUUGAGAAAAGAGAAUGUCUUACAUAUCCCUAAACUUUAUCCCUAAUCUGAUGAAUCUGCUGACUCAUGGUCAGUGUUAAGUUUUGUCCUCCUGAUGGCCCGGUCACACCGGCGGUUAAAACGACAACAUUUUGCAGCAAAAUCAAUUAAUUCCAAUGGAAUCGUCACAAUAAGUAGAUUUGCGCGCAAGAGUAAACGGCGACAUUUGAGAGAACAGAUAAGUUGGCUUGUAUUAACGGCUCCACAGAAGAUGGUUUGCAGACAGGUAAUGAGAGUCGAUGGUACAUACAGACGUGGACUUGCUGCACCCGUUAGCGGCCCAGCUAAUGAGUUUGCUUACUGACAGUUAGCUUGUUUUUUCCUCUGUCAGUAGAACUUAAUUUAAUAAAAUGACGGAUAAACCUGAAAAUAAAAUGCCAGGGGGAGUGAACGGCCUAGCAGAGAGAAAAUUGAAAGAAGCUUGGCGACCCAUUGUGACCGACUAGCCCUAGCAUGUCCUGGUUGGCUAGCGUGCUAGCUGUUAGCUCCAACUCCAGUUGUUCACCAGCUAACGCUGUGAAUUAUUUGAAUGUAUUUGGGUUUUAGACUAACGAAAAGCAAUGUGAAGGGUAGUUUGGGCUCUGGCCUCUUGUUUUCGACAGUUUUCUGGCCUUUUAACAAACAAUAAAAUGAAUCAAUAAUGAUGCGCAAAUGGCAGCCGUAAUCACGGCUAAACAUAUUUUGCACACAGACGCAGGUUCAUUUCAGUUCAGUUGUGGUGUGACCGGGCCUUGGAUAAGUUAAGACUGAAAAGGAUGGGGAUGUUAAAUGAACUAAACUGUUUCAUUAUAAUAUAAUACGAUGGUUUUCUUACCGUACUGAGAUGUAAGAGUUGUUACAACAUUUGAGAAAUCCUUGCAACUUGUUCAAGUAUUGAGUUUACUUUUCCUACCUGAGCAGACAUUUUGGUCCUUCGUGUGUGGAGUGUUAAGAUAGGCCCUUUAUAAGGGAUUCAGAAAAAAUAUAACCUUGUGUAUGUAGAUAUGAGGAAUCCAAUUAGAAGUGUAUUGAUCUAAUAAUGAUUGGCUGUUCUGCCAUAGUCACAACUAAGUGAAGGUACUUAACUGGGGGCCCAGCACAUCCUGUUGCAUCGUGUAAGCGAGUCUAUUAACUUUCCGUUGAAGAAACUUCGAGCUUUGUGCGUCUCUCAUUCGAUUUUAUUUGGAGACUGGUUCUGACUCGACUGAUUCUGAUAAUUGUCCCUGUCUCCUCUGCUUGGUUGGUCAUUUUUAAUGAGCUUUUGUGCGCGUGUGUGUUCACCGAGACACCAACCACGCAGCAGGACGCAGGCAGACACCCAGAUGCUGCCCACUCAAUUAUACCCUCAGUGGGUGUGUUUUAGUCGCUGGGCCCUAUCGUUUCUCACCAGCCGGGGAGUCAUCCGUCGGGUGGGGAUGGAGGGAUCGAUAGAGGACGGAUGCAGGGUUGGUAGACGGGGCCCUCCUCCGGUUCUUUUUUUUUUAAAGGGGGAAGAUGGGGCCUUGCGGGGGCCUGGACAGCUGACUCUCUCUCUCUGGAACUCGCGCUGUCUUUUGUUUUCUCUCACUCUUGUGGCUCCAGUGUUCCUCUUCUCCCUUCUUCCUCCUUCCUCCCUCCUCCCAUCUAGAUUUCCCUGCAUAGGGUUGUCAUAUUUUUAUUCUUUUAGGACUCUAGAGCAACACAGAGCUCCUAAAACGUGGUACUUAUCCAACCUUUGAUUAAGUAUACCCAGGCACGCUUUGAUGCUCUCCCUUCCACUUGCAUUAGUUUUCGUGGGUCUUACUUGUUUUUACCUUUUUAAUGAAUCUGAGACUAAACGCUAUCUGCAAACACACUGAUGGGUAAGCUCUGAUUCGACGGGGGUUUUACCGAGCACUGAAAUGCUGCUUCCGACUUUAUAGUGCAUAGGCGGGGUACAAAACGCUACAAGCACACGAUUGGUCACAGUUAAGUUUACGUAAAUAUCGAGGUGACGGCGGUUCAUCUUUGUGAGUUUUAAGCUGCUGGCGGAUUGUUUUUCCUUCAGAAGGCGUUCGAACAUCUGUGAGCCUCGCGUUACGAUAUCUGCCCUCUACGAACGCCAUGUGCUUACUACUGAACGAAUGUUUUACAGCGUCUGUCUGUACUGGUGGUGUGUGUGUGUGUGUGCGUGUGCGUGUGCAAGACUUGAGUGUAUGAAUUGAACCUGAGGAAAACCAAAGUGCGUGGAGGCGGUACAGAAUGUGUGAGUAGGGUGUGUAUUCAGGCGUCGGUGUGUGUUUUCAGCACUUUUCCAAGACAGGCUCAAUUGUCGCUACCGCGUCCUGAAUAGUCACAGAGAGAAUGGCAGCAUUUAUUUAUUGGAAACUAUAGUUGAUGUAAAGGUACUUUCUCAUCGCCCUCUUUAAUGUGCGACUGAGAGUGUUGCAAGUGUAAAAUAAAAAUGCGUCUCACUUUGUACCUUAAUGGGCCUAGUUAGAGAUUACUGGACACUGGAAACAAUCAAUGUUUUUUCCUGAAUUGUACACAUGAAAUCCUUGUGGAGAAAAUCCUGUAUUUUACACUAGUGUCAGUUUCUAGAUAUGCAAUCAAGCGCCCCCCCCCCCAUGGAAAGGUCUACACCGCCUGCUCUAAUUGUACUUUAGUGUAGAUUUUACCAUAGUUGUGAAAGAGGGGAAUCACUAUCUGCUGUCCAGGGAUUGCAUAAAAACACAGGUGACACUGUAAAACAUCAUUCUCCGCUCUCCGCUCCUCUAUUUAUAAUCACUGCUGGGCUUUUCUUCUUUCGUUUAGUUUUUUUUUUUUUGUGCUGAAACUUCUGAUGAUUCUGUUUAAGAUUCAUUUGACUACUGUGGAUAAAUAGCUGACCAAAAACAAUGAAUGUAUCCGCCAUAUCUCUCUAAUCCGUUCCAGACGUGCAAACACAUCAAAUCUAAUUUCUCACCGUUAUCUGAACAGACGUACUCUGCUCUGUACUCAAGUGCUGAGAUAGAAAUCUGUACUGAAUCACUCCACUGUUUGAGAAAUUGAAUUUCAUAUCUCUUUUAUUACUUGAGAUACUUUUUCUUUUUUUUUUCUUUUUCUAAAAAAAAUAAGUGCAAAAUAAUUUUCUCUGUAUGAUGAUAUGACUGAUUUGCUGUAUUUAUUACUGUUAUUUUCUGGGGGUUUAUAUUGAUCAAUCUUCAAGCUUUAGCAUGAAAUAAAUCACUACAUUUCAAAUCA